CAGCCUGACUCAGAAUGUAUCAUCCAUCGUCACAACAUAGUAUGAGAAAGAAGAAGAUACUUUCGACUCUUCUGGUUAAGCCUCAAAAGACUGUAAACUAUUCUUUUACUUUACUAGUUCUAUUCUUUUUACAGCUAGUUUCCGAUUUGUCAGUGCAGAUAUAUGGAACCAACCUUGUAACUUUGGGAUAUUCUCAUAGGAAAGGUUUUGCCUUCCUGACUUACCUCAGUCCCUUUCUUAUUGUUGUGGCUCCCUUUCGUACAAAGUUACUUCAUCUUAGAGCACCAGCCAUAGCUCUUUUUGCUGGUUUGGCAUUGUGUAGCUUUCGAGCAGCAGCGUCCUUUUUAAAUGAAGAGAGUGGAAGGUUCUUAUUUGAUACACUAGGAAUAUUGUCUUUUUGGCUUUAUUUACCUUGUCGAAUGGCAGCUUCGACGAUGCCUUGGACCACUUUCAAGAUGAAAAGACAUCCAAGACUCUGUUGUUCGCGAGCUUUGAGUAUUGCGUUGGUCGUAAUUAUAACUUUUCGUACCAUAGGAGGCACUCUCGAUGGCAGCAUAGUACCUCCUUCUUCCCACAAUAGUAACUUGGAAAGGAUUUUUGCAGCUGUGUUGGCAGGAGCUGGAGUCAUCUUGUUGUUUCUGGAUUACCUGUUUGGUGAUCGUAGUCGAAAAAGGAAGCAAGGAAGAUUAGAGACAAAUUCACGUGUUUUGGAAGAGUUUUCGAGUGAUGCACAACAGCCGACCCUUGGACAGAACUUGUCACCUUCUUCUCCACAACAUCCACUGGAAGUGGCUAAUUUUGGUGUAGAACAGAGAUGGGACUUGGAACCACCAGAACACGAGGGAAUGGGAGAACAACAAAUAAGUCUCGGAACUAACCAAUCUAGCGAAGAGGCCACAGCGCGCAAACUGUGGAGUUGGAAAAGAGUUAGGAAGACACUAAGCCGCUGGACGUUAUCUAGUUGGUAUGGAAUUGCAAUAUCCUGUUCACUUCUCUUUGCCGUUCAAGUUUUUGAUUCACCAGCCAUUAUAACACGUUUCCUUGAUGUCCACAAUGACCCUCGUUUUUAUGCAUUUGUGACUUGUAUGAUGUUUAUUAUGUUUAGUAUCUUUGCCAUCUUGUCUUACGUAUUUCGACUUGUCUUCGUGUUGAAACAUCCCCGUGUCUUCUUUUCUGGUUGUUUAGUUGUUGCUUCAUUGUUUCUCUGCAGCUGGUUCUUUAUUCUCUUCCCUUCACUAAGUUAUUAUGCUGACAACUCCGUACAACGAGAGUUUCAUAUUAUGCAACUUUUCUUUGCUGUUUUCAUGUUUGUAUUGGCUCCCGUGUUUUUUGCAAGUAUUAGUCUCUCCGAAUAUCUACUUUAUUAUCUGCAGCCAUCCAUUCGUAGUCUUGCACUGGGAUUCACGAUCGCAAAUUCAGUUACUCUUGUAUUUCUUUCUAAUAGUGGUGUUUUUAUUGUAACGAGCUUGUUUGAGAAAAGCUCUCUUUGGAGAUAUUAUCUAUUUUUGUUGUCAUUAUCUCUAAGUCCUUUGCUUGUGCGAAGUAUCCAGUGCCUCUUUUAUCCUAAAUGGAUUUGUUCUCGUCUUCGCACUUUGCGAUCCGAAUCGAAGGAGCUUUUGCUAACCAGUGUUUUGUUAUUUGUCCUUUUAUUAUUGAAUGUUAUUUUCCUAUUGCAUAUGGGAAAUGUAGAUUCUAAUUUAAGGGAGUCACAAGACCCUGAAAUUGUUUCCUUAGAGGCAAGUGGGUUGAAUCCACCGUUACGUGUCAUGACGUAUAAUAUACAAAUGGGAUUUGAUCGAAGAGGGGAAAUGAAUUGGGAAGGACUACUGGAUAUCAUUCGGACAGAAGAUCCAGAUAUUUUGGGACUGCAAGAAACUGCCACUUAUGAUUUGACAAAAGGAAAUGCAGAUAUUGUGGAUUGGCUUUCUUCUAGAACCAAUCUCAGUUACUAUUAUGCUGGUGCGAAGGCAAUAUUUUCCUCAGUUGCAGGAUUGGCGUUGUUAUCGAAAUAUCCAUUGGUUGGAUUACAAACGAAUUUUUUAGAUGGGGGUGGUCCAUAUGAUGUGUUUAUUCAGGGUGAAAUAUUGUUAUCGAAUGGGAAAAGCGUGAAGUUGUAUGUGCUGCAUACUUGCUGUACACAUGAAGAAAUUGCACAUCAACUGGAACAAAUCACUAAUCAGGUGCGCGAACAAUUGACAAGUCAACAACUGCGAAUCAUAAUGGGAGACUUUAACAUGAUGACAAAUGACACCGGGUUGGUCUCUAUGAGACGUAUAGGGUUCCAUGACUCCUUUUUUGAUAUAUUCAAUGAAAAUGAGAUGUCGUUGCUUUCAACCAAUUUAGAAAUGGACAAACGCAUCGACAUGAUUUGGCUGGAUAGCACAUUGAAGGCAAAAUCUGCCCAUAUUGUGGGUUUCUCCGACUGUACAAUUUGUAGAGAAGAUACUUGUCAACCACUACAUACAAACUUUAGACAAUCUCCUUGUUUGGAUUGCAUAACAUGUAGUGUAAGUGACCACCUGCCGGUAAUUGUGGAAAUUCAAUAAUAAUAAAUGUAUUAUUUUCUUU
Galdieria sulphuraria is the source of this 2568-nucleotide messenger RNA. RefSeq names its product endonuclease. Bases 15 to 2546 code for a protein of 843 amino acids. Gene Ontology annotation, cellular component: endoplasmic reticulum. Gene Ontology annotation, molecular function: catalytic activity. Gene Ontology annotation, biological process: GPI anchor biosynthetic process. The transcript has 6 exons. The record is from RefSeq and is a predicted model, not a curated record. NCBI's taxonomy places the organism in Eukaryota, Rhodophyta, Bangiophyceae, Galdieriales, Galdieriaceae.